Brassica napus (rape) is the source of this 309-nucleotide messenger RNA. RefSeq names its product pre-rRNA-processing protein esf-2-like. The coding region runs from base 1 to 309 and encodes 102 amino acids. Lineage: Eukaryota; Viridiplantae; Streptophyta; Magnoliopsida; Brassicales; Brassicaceae. The transcript has 5 exons. The record is from RefSeq and is a predicted model, not a curated record.
AUGCAGAAUCCUGAAGCACAAGUGCACCGCAAGAAAGCUGGUGGAUUUCGUGGCCAACUGUUUUCUGAAGGGAGGGAAAAAGAAGUCAGCUAUAUACUAUAUGAUAUUUGGAACAUCAAGUACUUGACCAAGUUCAAAUGGGAUGAUCAUACCGAAGAGAUCGAAGCGGAAGAAUCAGGUAGCAAUGCAGAAGCAGCACCAGUCUUCCCGUCUAGGGUUAUUCGUCAGUUCAGACAGAAGAAAUCAAUUAACAAUGAGACAUCUCAGAGAAAACAUGGACUCUCCACUGAUGUAUUUGGCGGUUCUUAA